Molecule: messenger RNA, 687 nt
Organism: Lachancea sp. 'fantastica'
Lineage: Eukaryota; Fungi; Ascomycota; Saccharomycetes; Saccharomycetales; Saccharomycetaceae
Source: the annotation of a GenBank genome assembly
AUGUGGUCUUACCUGUUUGGCUCCGGUGCAACGAGCAAGAAUAAGGAUGCCCCCAAAAAAGCGAUUUUGGAUCUACGUGAACAUAUAACACUGCUAGGGAAGAAAGAGGCACAUUUGCAAUCACAAGUGACCGUACAGGAGCAAUCUGCUCGUCAACAACUGGCGAAAAACAAUAAAGUGGGCGCGAAAAAUGCGUUGAAACGCAAGAAAACGUACGAAUCGCAACUGGUGAAAAUCCAGGCACAAAUGGACUCGCUGGAACAGCAGCUGUAUUCAAUUGAGUCUGCAAAUUUGAACCUGGAGACCAUGAAAGCCAUGAAACAGGGCGCAUCUGCCAUGAAAAAUAUCCAUAAGGGCAUGGACAUCGACAAAGUGGACGAAACCAUGGACGAGAUCCGAGAGCAGGUUGAAUUGGGCGAAGAAAUCUCGGAUGCCAUUUCCAGGCCUUUGCAUGCGGGUGCAGAAAUGGACGAGGACGAAAUCGAUGAAGAAUUGGAGGCCCUUGCAGCUGAAAACGUCAAACAAGAAGUGAUACCACCGCAAAGGCUGCCCUCAGUGCCCCAGGACAAAGUCACAGAAUGGCAACAGCCGCAAAAGGCGUCUCAAGCGGCCGGAGAAGAAGAGGACGAAGAAGAGGACGAGGACGAACGGGCGUUACGCGAGUUACAAGCAGAAAUGGGCUUAUGA